AAAAUUACUGCCCACGUGCAGUGACCGUGGACCCGGGGCGUUGCGGGAGGAGUAUAAAAGCGGGUCCUUCUCGUCACUCUCUCAUCCACUCCUCUUGCCUCCAGCUCCUGGGAAUCCAGGUGCAGCUCCAGCCACAAGACAUGUCCUGCUACAACCCGUGCCUGCCCUGCCAGCCCUGCGGCCCGACCCCGCUGGCCAACAGCUGCAAUGAGCCCUGUGUCAGGCAGUGCCAGGACUCUCACGUUUACAUCCAGCCCUCGCCCGUGGUGGUGACCCUGCCCGGCCCCAUCCUCAGCUCCUUCCCGCAGAACACUGCCGUGGGAUCCUCCACCUCCGCUGCCGUUGGCAGCAUCCUCAGCUCUCAGGGAGUGCCCAUCAGCUCCGGGGGCUUUGGUCUCUCUGGCUUGGGCAGCGGCAUCUGCGGCACGAGGAGGUGUUUCCCCUGCUAAAGCUGCUGUUGAUGGCCCUGGGGAAACCCCCCUGGGACUCACAGAUGGCACCAGACUGGGGACAGAGCAUACGCUUGUUGCUUCCAGAUGGGCUGAGCAACACCAACACCCCUUGCAAAAGGACGGGGCCAGCCUUGGCUUUCAGAAAGCAUGGCCCAU
Messenger RNA from Columba livia (rock pigeon), 608 nucleotides. RefSeq names its product feather keratin 1. Gene Ontology annotation, molecular function: structural constituent of cytoskeleton. The transcript has 2 exons. The record is from RefSeq and is a predicted model, not a curated record. Bases 141 to 449 code for a protein of 102 amino acids. Lineage: Eukaryota; Metazoa; Chordata; Aves; Columbiformes; Columbidae. Gene Ontology annotation, cellular component: intermediate filament.